GAACCCACAAACAACUUGCUGAGGUCUCCACUUUAAUUUCUAUCGAAGGCAAGUUGUACGAAAAAACCCAAAAGUAAUUUCCAAGAACGUGAAGUAUUCUUUAGUUGACUUGACCCAGCCAUGAAAGCUGAGGGUAUAUGUAGCUCUUAUUCAUUACGCUGGUCUUUUACCAAAAAUCAUCCUUUCAUUCUUGCAUCAUAUCAAACCUUAAUUCAUCCCUUCAUCAAACCUUAAUAUAUCCAUGGAUUCUCGAUUCACUCAAGGACAAUCGUCUACAUCCUCCAAUGCUCGAUUUACGCAAGGAGUAUUAUCUACACCCUACGAUACUACAUUCUCCGAUACUGAAGGAGAAUCAUCUCCAUCCUACUAUACUCCAGGGGAGUCAUUUACAUUCUCCGAUACUAAAGGAGAAUCAUCUCCAUCCUACGAUACUCCAGGAAAGUCAUUUACAUUCUCCAAUACUGAAGGAGAAUCAUCUACAUCCUCUAAGUUCUUUUAUCAUGUAUUCCUGAGUUUUAGCGGUGAAGACACCCGAAAAAAAUUUGUAGGCCAUCUUGAGAACAGAUUGUGUCAAGUUGGAUUCCAAAUCUUCAAAGAUGAUAAGAGUGUGAGAAAGGGUGAUGUGAUUUCAAUGGCACUAGAGAAAGGUAUUGAAAAUUCAAGGAUUUCCAUUGUCGUUUUGUCAACAAAUUAUGCUUCGUCUCGUUGGUGUCUUGAUGAAUUAGUUAAAAUUCUUGAAUGCAAAGAGAAGUUAAAGCAGAAAGUCAUGCCUAUUUUCUAUGAUGUUGAACCAAGUGAAGUGCGAAAGCAAACUGGGAAAUUCGGUGAGGGAUUUGCCAAACUCAAGGAACAAUUUGGGGACCAAAGUAUGGAGAAGUGGAAAGCUGCACUUACUGAAGUUGCAAAUAUAUCUGGAAGGGAAUUGCGAAUAGUUGCUAACGGGUGCGAAUCAGAAUUUAUUGAAUUUAUUAUACAAGAUGUCGAAACAGAGGUCAGCCAGACACCUCUAGAUGUUGCUUCUCACCCAGUUGGAGUAGAUUCUCGUGCCAAAGUUAUAGAGUCGAUUUUGCGAAAUGGACAAUGUGAAGAUGAAGCUCGCAUGGUUGGUAUACAUGGAGUUGGUGGAAUUGGAAAAACAACUCUGGCAAAAGAAUUGUACAAUCGGUUAUCUCAACGUGUAAACUUCGAUGGUAGUUUCUUCCUUUCAAAUGUUAGGUCAGAAGAAAAAAAUCAUCCACACAAACUACAAAAGAAAAUUCUCAAAAAACUUCUCAAAACCAAGGAUGUCAAAGUUGACAAUGUUGAUGACGGCAUCACUAAAAUCAGAACUAGACUCCGGUCAAAGAAGGUUCUACUUGUUCUUGAUGACGUGGAUCAUAUAGACCAAUUAAAAUACUUAGCAAGAGAAAGAAGUUGGUUUGGUUCGGGUAGUAUAGUAAUCAUUACGACCCGAGACAAGCGAGUGCUAGAUCGGUUUGGAGAAAAAGACCUGAAAUAUGAGGUUGAACUACUAAAUGAAGGUGAAGCUAUGUUACUUUUUUGUAUCCAUGCUUUUGGCAUUCCUAUUCCACCACAAGAUUAUGUUAAUUUGGCACAAGACAUAAUCAAAUAUUCAGGUAGGCUACCAUUAGCUCUUGUGACAUUGGGGUCACAUUUGCAUGGAAGAUCAAUAGAAGAAUGGACCGACGAAUUCAAAAGACUAAAAGAUAUUCCUCAUGAAGAUAUUCUAAAGAUUCUCAAGAUAAGCUUUGAUGGACUUGAGCUUUAUACAAAGACUGUUUUUCUUGAUAUUGCAUGCCCCUUUCAAUAUUUAAAAGAAAAAGAAGUUACCAGUAUACUAAAUGCAUGUGGUUUUCAUGCUAAAUGUGAAAUUGCAACUUUAAUCCAAAAACACUUGCUCCAAAGGGAUGGUCACUGCUUGGUGAUGCAUGAUCUAGUGCGAGAUAUGGGAAGAGAAAUUGUUCACUUGGAAUCUCCUCAAUGCCCCGGAGGACGGAGCAGAUUGUUCAUCCCUGAAGAUGUCAGUGCUGUUCUACUAGGAAAUACCGGUACCGAGAAAGUAGAAGUACUGAUGUGUAAACCUUGGGCAUUAAAGGGUGUGAGCACUGAGGCAUUUCAGAACAUGAAAAAUCUUAGGGUGCUUGAAAUCCAUGGUUUAUGUGUGAGUGGAGAUUUUGGGCUGUUCCCCAAGAAGCUCAAAUGGUUGUCUUGGGAAUUCUGUCCUUUAAAACGUAUACCAUCAAAUUUUCCAGCCGCGAAUCUUGUAUUUCUAGAUUUGCAGUUCAGUGCUAUCAGAGAGUUUGAUCUGAAUUUGCAGUGCUGCCCAAUGUUGAAGUUGCUGGAUCUCUCUGAUUGCCAGCACCUCAGAAAAACCCCAAAGUUCAAUGGUGCAGAAAGUCUUGAGACUUUGCUGCUUCAUCAUUGCUUAAGUCUGACGGAGAUCGAUCAAUCAAUAUGCCAGCUGAAAUCCCUUCAAGUCUUGGACAUUAGUAGCUGCGAGAAGGUACAAACACUACCAUCAAAUUUUCCACCUGCGAAUCUCGUAUUUCUAAAUAUGCGGGGGAGUGCUAUCAGAGAGUUUGAUCUGAAUUUGCAGUGCUGCCCAAUGUUGAAGGUGCUGAAUCUCUCUGAUUGCCGACGCCUCAGAAGUACUCCAAAGUUUAAUGGUGCAGAAAUUCUUGAGAUUUUGCUGCUUAAAGAUUGCACAUGGCUGACGGAGAUCGAUCAAUCAAUAUGCCAGCUGAAAUCCCUUCAAGUCUUGGACAUUACUGGGUGGCGUCAGUUACAAACACUGCCAGUUGACCUUGGAGAUGUGCAAAGUCUAAGAUCUCUUCGUGCAAGUAAGACGGGUAUAAAACAAUUACCUAAAUCUGUUGAAAAGCUAAAAAAUCUUGAAACUUUGGAAUUGGGAUUUUUGAAUUACGGAAGGAGUUUUCCUCAAAUAGGAGUCAUAGAAUCCUCUCCGACUUCUCUUUAUUAUGGUUUGUCUGAGGCUGAUAUUCAUGUGGAUAUUGGGAGUUUAUCCUCCUUGAUAUCUUUAGAUCUGAGUGGCAACAGUUUUCAUCAUCUACCCUUUGAUUUUUCUAAGUUACGAUUCUUGAAGGUCUUGCGUUUGAAUGACUGUAAGAAUCUUCAAACACUCCCGUCAGUAUCAAAUUUAGAGAAUCUUGAAACUCUCGAACUUACAAAUUGUGAGAAUCUUCAAACACUCCCGUCAGUGUCAAAUUUAGAGAAUCUUGAAACUCUCCAACUUACAAAUUGUGAGAAUCUUGAAACACUCCCGUCAAUAUCAAAUUUAGAGAAUCUUGAAACUCUCGAUCUUAGGAAUUGCAAGAAGUUGGUCGACAUUACAGGGUUGGACAACCUCCCUUCUAUAAAGCGGAUCGACAUGAUCGGUUGUGGCUUUCUGCCGAAUCCUUUCAAUGAAGGCUUCUUUAGUGCACACGCUCAACCAUUUCCAUCUAGAAACUAUCCACAUAAGGGGUUCAAAAUUAAACUCCAAUGCAAUGAGAUUCCAGAUUGGUGCAGCAACCAAGUUGCAACUCCAUCUAUCUGUUUGACUGUCCCCAGACAUGAUAAGGAGUAUAAGUUCUUAGGAAUGGUUCUUUGGCUUGUUUGCGACUCUUGGAGGGGAAGGUUUGUUGUUUCUGUAUCCCAUAGAGAGAGAGAAUCUAUGCCGUGGUCUUACGAUAUUGGUGACCAUGGAGAACUAUCAUGUGUAUAUUACAUAUCUUACUUAGAUAGACCUUUUGAUGGCCAAAUGAUCAAAGGUGGGGAAAAGAUAACAGUCCACCGGGAUGACAAGUGGUUCUCUGGCAUAGAUAUAAAGAAGAUAGGGAUACAUCUGUUAUACUUAGACCAACAUGGUAAUGUUACAUCUUUGCCGAGAAAGGUGGAUCAUUCUUAUUCUAAGUUUCCAGAAGAAUGUUCAGCAGGGCAUAAAAGAGCAAAGUUGAUUUGAACGAGUCAGCCCCCGUUCGCUCCAGUCAAUUCUUGAGUUUAGUCGAUCCUGGUAUCUGGGAGAUAAACCUCAUUUAUGGAGUGUCGCAGCACAGGUAAAGGAAUGAAAAUUCCAAACUGCUCUUUUUUCAACCACAUUAUGCGCGAUUAGCUUGAUCGGGGUGUGGAUAGAGGAGCAAGUUUGGAAAUACUGAAGAAGGACCAUUUGUUAUUCACUUUUUAAAUUUUAGAUAAUGUACGGACAAUGAAUUAAAAACCUCAAUUUUUUUUCAUAAGUAUAAAUUCCCAGUGUAAUCCCAAGUCAUCCGUAAUAUGUCCAACUUAGUAUAUGUACGAGGACUUAUGUGGGCCUCAUUUUGGUUUGUGACUAAUUUAAGUAAUUAGUACUUCAAUUGUGUGGCUAAAAGCACAUUGGUGAAAUUGCUUUGGGCCUUAAACUUAGGCAGCAUGCCAAAAGAUAGUUUGCAACUACAAACUAGGUGUAAAGUUAAGAAGCAUUUGAGAAUCAAGUGCUUAAAGUUUGUCAGCAUAUACUGGGGAAUGUCUAUCAAUUAAAGCAAAAUAUACUGGGGAAAGUACGUUCCCGCAGCUACCAUACUCUCAUCUCCAGAUUGCCGAUAACUUGUCCUGUUUUGUAGAUAAACUUAUUUUGUCUCAUAUUUGGUUUGUGACUAAUAUUUUACUUGCAUCUCAUAGUAUCUGCGGGAAGCAAUCUGCGAGUUGCUUUUGCAUCCGCAUCUGUGGUUGCGCAACAUAUCAAACUGUCUUGUGGCUUGCUACUUUGCCACUGUGACCGAGGCUUGUAAAGAAAACCUUAAGGGAACUUACUAUUUGAUGAGGUCAAGUAGACUUUUCUUCAUUGCUACUUCCCUUUUUUGUCCGCUGAAGGUGCUGCAGACUGAUGAUGCUGCCUGUGAUCUCAGUACUGAAAAUCUUGUCUUUUCAAUUUGCGCUCUGCAUUCAUUCUUAGGAAAAUAUGAAUGUAAAGAUCAAGACAAGUUCUGGUCCACCUUUGAACACGAUGAGCAGGGUCAUUUACUUAGGCUUUUCAAACAGUUUGAUUUAAGGAAACUCUCAUGUCCGACCUUAGCGGUAAAAAAGAUGAAAGCCAGCGCUACUUGGUCAUUUCCUAUUUGCUUAAGACAAUUGGGAAGAUUUCCCUUCAUGUGGAGGAUAUGCAGGUGGGUGGUUAAUAUAUAUUAAAGGGUAUCUCUGUUUGCUCAACUCAAAAUUUCUUAGCCUAGUCAUCGCUAUUUUAUUCACUUUCUCGUUUUUUCGAACUAUACGUAACAUUUUUGGCCUCACUCUCCCAUAUGUUGUGCGAGGAGCGAGUGUCUCAUGGUGGGGAAUGUGUGUCUUCUUUUGCAGAUGAAAAUUAUCUUCACUUGUUUCAAAGCAAUUUCACCAAAGCUUAUAAAUCAGAAUAGAUUGUUGUCCCCUGACGGUGAGGUUGAUUGCCAAAGCUUUGCAUACCAUAUGCUGUUGCCACUGUACAAAGUUUGUGAAGGAUUUGCUGGAAAAGUUAUAUCAGGUAUGUCUCUCAUGUAGUUAUAUCAGGUAUGUCUCUCAUGUCGAUUGAUUCAAUCUCUUGCAAGCUUAUUGUUUUAAGGUCCAUACUAUCUUUGAUGCAAAGUGGUAGUUGCACAAGUUUAUGAUGUUACCUUUUAGCCAUUUCGUUCAAGUCAUAAUCCAAGAUUUGUUGGCUUGAAAGCACUUCUAGCAAAAAAAAAAGGUGGACAAAGGGAUACACUUCAUUUUGAAAGAAAGGUGACGGAUCCAUGCAUUCUGUUUGUCAGGAAUUUGGAGCAGUCUAAGUUUCCGUUAAGUCAAUUUUCCCACCGUUUACAAAAUGCUCGUCACCUUCUUCUUGGUUUCAGAGUAAUUAAAUGCAUAUGUAAUGAUUACAUUUGCGUUGUGUCUACAGAUGACAUGAAACAAAUGGCUGAAGAAGUGCGGGGGAGCAUAGCAAAGUUAUGUGAGUGCAGAGUUUUGUCCAAAUCUACAGUCAUAUAAGGAAAAAUCUCAAAUCCAAGAGGGAUGAGGAAACAAGAAGAGAAGGUGAUUGCUGUGGUUAAUCCAAUGAGAAAUGCCAAGAGGAAGCUGAGGAAUGCAGAAAAACAUAAAGCACACAAGAAAAGGAAAAUGAUGGCAAUGAAGAUGGGAAGAUGGAUGUAGUUAGUUAGACUAUGCUAGGUGUGGAAAAUUGAGCAUCUUCAACACGAAGAAGGGUGGAUUCCAUCUGGGAGUGAGAGUUGGUGUCAAUCUCACGCCUUGUCAUCAGAUCACAAAGUAGGUUGAUUUCACCCAGAACCCUCUGCAGCCCGAGGCAGGCCUCCCCUAAGUAGGCUUCUACAGAAAAUUUUGUUUUAUUUAUUUGAUCAACUUUUUCAUUGUAUAGUGCUACUAGUUGCACUACGCUUAGUUAAAAAUGGAAUCUGUAUAGUGAAUAUAGUGGCCCUUUCAUUAGCCUACAAUGCAAGAGAACAUUGUAACUGAUUGAACAGCGUAAUUCAAGGAAUUUAAGUAAUUGGGAAUAGUCUUGGAGAA
Lycium barbarum (goji berry) is the source of this 6507-nucleotide messenger RNA. Its product is annotated as TMV resistance protein N-like. Gene Ontology annotation, biological process: signal transduction; defense response. NCBI's taxonomy places the organism in Eukaryota, Viridiplantae, Streptophyta, Magnoliopsida, Solanales, Solanaceae. The record is from RefSeq and is a predicted model, not a curated record. The coding region runs from base 242 to 3961 and encodes 1239 amino acids. Gene Ontology annotation, molecular function: ATP hydrolysis activity; protein binding; ADP binding. The transcript has 6 exons.